GCGUAAGAUGCAGCAGCCCAGACCAGUAGAUAGGCUUUUUAAGUUUUGGACUUUUCCCAAUGACCGUACGACCGUACAGAGGAAGACGACAAUGCUGGAUCUUGGAAUCCGUCAUGGAAGUGAACGAAAAUGGAGAAGCCCGGCGGCGACACGGGAUAGAGGCACGACGUCCUCUUCCAGUAAAUACUGCCGAGAAAGAUUGGCCGCCGCUGGAUCCGUCGACGGCUCGUCCUCUUCCUCCCUCACGUGCUCCGAAUUCAAAGAUCCACAAAUUCCCCCCUUUUCUUCGUAAAUUGUGCAUAUUUUCAUGUCUAAUUCGCACGAUUAAUUCGAUUCAGAAACAUAUGUCUGACGUUGUAAAGAUCGUGUAGAUUCCUCCUGAAUAUGGCGACACGCAUUUGUGGGACGAGGUAUGUAUUCCUUUG
Rubroshorea leprosula is the source of this 425-nucleotide messenger RNA. The record is from the annotation of a GenBank genome assembly. Lineage: Eukaryota; Viridiplantae; Streptophyta; Magnoliopsida; Malvales; Dipterocarpaceae.